Messenger RNA from Scaptodrosophila lebanonensis, 942 nucleotides. RefSeq names its product protein CREG1 (gene CREG). The transcript is spliced from 4 exons. Lineage: Eukaryota; Metazoa; Arthropoda; Insecta; Diptera; Drosophilidae. The record is from RefSeq and is a predicted model, not a curated record. The coding region runs from base 160 to 795 and encodes 211 amino acids.
GCAUUUGUUUUGUAUGCAAAAAACAGCUGUAACCGUCUCUUUGUGUGACGCUCGCUUAGGCGGCGAUAACAGCAAGCGAGGCGCACGUCGGCCAGUCAGUUUGGAGGUAAAAUACGACAGACCAAGAACUCAGCCAGUCAACGCACAAUAUAUAGCAUUAUGUACACCAGCCAAACACUGUUGCUGAUUUUCGCAUUUAUCAGCGCUGCCGUUACCAGCACCUAUGGUUACUCUGCGCUGCAGGACGCACGAAUAAUAGCCCAGUUUAGGCGCGAUCAGGAACUGAAUCAUGCAAAGAUAGCACGCCAACUGGUGCAUCAGGCCAAUUGGGCGUCGGUAGGAAGUAUUUCAACAAACGCGAUUGUGGAAAACUAUCCUAUGGUCAAUAUUAUAUCCGUGGACGAUAAUGACGCAUCUGGCAAAUCCACUGGUAAAAUACACUUCCUCUUAACCGAUCUAGAUUUUACGGGACCGGACUGGCAGCGCAACAAUAAAGUUACUUUUUUGUUUACGGACGAACAAACUCUAAACUGUAAGAAUAACAACAAAGAUCCUAUGGAGCCCACUUGUGCGCGUAUUAUGAUUAGUGGACAGGUUAGAAAGAUCUCAACAAGUGCUGCUGACUACAAAAAUGCGCUGGCGACGUUUGAGAAGCGUCAUCCAGCGGCAAUCAAUUGGAUGAAAGCGCACCAUUUUUAUCUCUGCGAGUUGGACAUUCAGAAUAUAUUCGUGCUGGACUUCUAUGGCGGUCCACAUAACGUAAAAUCGGCUGACUACUAUUCCGUGCAGCUUUAACGACGCAAUUCUUGCCGACAUUGCAAAUGAUGGGACUACAUUGAAUGGUCGACUCGAACUCGGAAACUCUGGUCUUUGUCUUGUUUUUUAUAGCAAUAAUGCAAAUAAAUUGAUAAGGAAAUUAUCUGUACAUACAUUAUACAUGAA